Messenger RNA from Helianthus annuus (common sunflower), 1278 nucleotides. Its product is annotated as tRNA (adenine(58)-N(1))-methyltransferase catalytic subunit TRMT61A. The transcript is spliced from 3 exons. Gene Ontology annotation, cellular component: nucleus; tRNA (m1A) methyltransferase complex. Lineage: Eukaryota; Viridiplantae; Streptophyta; Magnoliopsida; Asterales; Asteraceae. Bases 124 to 1062 code for a protein of 312 amino acids. Gene Ontology annotation, biological process: tRNA methylation. The record is from RefSeq and is a predicted model, not a curated record.
CAUAAACCCUAACCCCUGAUUUUGGAGAACACACACUCAUACACGCUGCCGGAAUCAGAGCUUGUUACAUAUAUAUUUACCAAAAUAUCCAGUUAGUAGCCAGCCUGUACCAAGAUCCAAAGGAUGUUGCUUACUGAUUCAACAAAGAAAUUAUCGUUUAACCGAAAAAUCAGCGAUGGCGAUUUGGUUAUAGUAUACGAGAAACACGACACCAUGAAGGCUGUAAAAGUAAGCGAGAAGUCUGUUCUCGAGAACCGAUUCGGUGUGUUUAAACACUCGGAUUGGAUUGGGAAACCGUUCGGCUGCAAAGUGUCUAGUCACAAGGGCGGUUUUGUUUACUUGCUGGCUCCGACACCGGAGUUAUGGACGUUAGUUUUAAGCCACAGAACUCAAAUCCUUUACAUUGCGGAUAUAAGUUUUGUGGUCAUGUAUUUAGAAUUGAUUCCCGGUUGUGUGGUGCUGGAAUCCGGGACUGGAAGUGGAUCAUUGACGACUUCGUUGGCAAGGGCGAUUGCUCCUAUGGGUCAUGUGUAUACGUUUGAUUUUCAUGAGCAGAGGGCUGAGGCUGCUAGAGCGGAUUUUGAGAAGACGGGUUUGAGUAGUUUGGUGACGGUGGGAGUUAGAGAUAUUCAGGGUGAGGGGUUUCCGAAAGAUUUGGUUGGUGUUGCAGAUGCGGUGUUUUUGGAUCUGCCGCAGCCUUGGCUUGCUAUACCGUCUGCUGGAGAAAUGUUGAAACCAGAUGGUGUUUUGUGCUCGUUCUCGCCUUGCAUUGAACAAGUACAACGUUCGUCUGAAACUCUGACAUCGAAGUUUACUGAUAUAAGAACAUUCGAGGUGCUUCUGCGCACAUAUGAAGUUCGAGAAGUGAAAAUGGAUCAAUGUCAAAGUGAAGAAGGUACUCCUGGGUCCCACCGCCCAAGCAAGAGGAAGCACCGUGCAAGUGAAGCAAGUCAUUGGCAACAAGAUAGUUCCGGUUCACCUGUUGUGAUGGCUAGACCGUCUAGCGAGGCAAGAGGUCACACCGGAUAUUUAACAUUUGCUAGACUCAGAUGUGUUGAAUGAUCUAGACUUGCUAAUUGUGGAGAGCAGUUGGUUGUUUUUGGCACAAUGUAUGUCUUGAAUGAGGCUUGAUAACUAGCACUUUGUUUUGCAUUUUUGUUGACCAAACGUGUUACAACUGACAAUAGAGACCGUUGACGUGGUUUUUUUUUAUAAGAACAUCCGUGUACUUUACUCAUCGAGAUAUUUCAGCUCAUACUGACUAAAGCUUUUGUAUAA